Aureobasidium musti is the source of this 981-nucleotide messenger RNA. The record is from the annotation of a GenBank genome assembly. NCBI's taxonomy places the organism in Eukaryota, Fungi, Ascomycota, Dothideomycetes, Dothideales, Saccotheciaceae.
AUGAGCCUCUUGGGCUACUUUGGGGCGGCGAUAACGUCAAUCCUGGUGUCGAUACCAACGCUGCACCUGCUGGCAUCCGUGACGCAGGCCCCGGUGCUGUCCUUUGCUGCCCGCAGCAUCGCUUCCUUCAGCGCCCUCGUCUAUUGCGCCUGCUAUGGUGUCGCCGCCUCUAUUGUUCUCCGUCUGGUCGGCUAUGGCGGUCUGAGCCAGUGGACCACUGCCCGCGCCUUCAAAUGGACCAUGUGGUUGCUCACUGGUGUCGAGUUCAGAAUCACCGACAAGUAUGCCGGCCUCAAGGUGCGCCCCGGUGUCUUUAUCGGAAACCACCAGACGUAUGUUCUUCUUGAUCUAUUUUCUGUACUUGUCUCUCUCCAAGCAACGACUAACAUGCAUCUCCAAACAGUNGAACUCGACGUCCUGAUGCUUGGCUGCAUAUUCCCACCCUACUGCUCCGUCACCGCAAAGAGCAGUCUCAAAUGGAUGCCUUUCCUCGGCCAAUUCAUGNNGCUCUCCAAGACCGUCUUCAUCAACCGCACAUCGCGCUCCGAAGCCAUGGCUGCCUUCUCCCAAGCCGCCGAAACCAUGCACUCAGAGCAACAAUCCGUCUACAUCUUCCCUGAGGGCACUCGCUCCUACGCCAACACACCUACCCUUCUUCCCUUCAAGAAAGGCGCUUUCCACCUUGCUGUUCAAGCCCAGGUUCCCAUUGUCCCUGUAGUUGUCGCAAACUACAGCAAUGUCUUGGAUGUCAAGAAUAAGAUCUUCAACUCUGGCGUAGUUCCGGUUUCUGUCUUGAAGCCUGUGGAAACCAAGGGCUUGACCAAGGAUGAUGUGGAUGCUUUGGUUGAGAGAGUGCAGAAGGAUAUGGCUGAAGAGCUGGUCAGAAUCACCGAAGUUGCCCAGAAGAAGGGCGUUGCUGGUAGCGAUGCUUCGACUCGUGCAUCCAAGAGCUCGGGGGUUGAUAUGGGCAUCAGCGGUUGA